AUGGCAGACGUUGAGAUGGUGGAAGCUCACUCCGAUACUGCGGACGGCAGUGGCUCCUCGGAGUAUGUCGAAUUCUGGAUCGACCUUUUUUUGGGCCGAAAGGGCCAUGAAUAUUUCUGCGACGUCGAUACAGAUUACAUUACGGACCGGUUCAACCUGAUAAACCUGCAAAAGACGGUCAACAAGUUCACACAAGUUAUUCAGUACAUGGUGGAUGACUUGGACGAUAACUCACUGGAACAGAUGUCGAGUGCGCGUUUGGAGCAGCUAGAACAUGAUGCUUGCAAACUGUACGGGCUAAUUCAUGCUCGCUACGUGAUUACCAUCAAAGGUCUCCAGAAAAUGCUUCAAAAAUAUAAAGAGGCCGAUUUCGGACGGUGUCCUCGAGUUUACUGCAAUUUCCAGCCUCUUUUGCCCGUGGGACUGCACGAUGCUCCUGGUCAAGACUGCGUGAAGCUUUACUGCGCCUGCUGUGAGGACCUAUACAUUCCCAAGUCGUCGCGACACAGCUCAAUUGACGGCGCGUACUUUGGCACUAGCUUUGCAGGUAUGUUUCUGCAGGCGUUUCCGGAAAUGGUGCCCAAACACCCUGUGAAGAGGUACGUGCCCAAGAUUUUCGGUUUCGAGCUGCACAAACAGGCCCAGGUAGCCCGUUGGCAAGAACUGCAGCGUGUCAAGCUGGAACAGAAACUGAAUGCUAAGGGUGUGAAUGGUGGCUACAAGUAA
Molecule: messenger RNA, 726 nt
Organism: Lachancea nothofagi CBS 11611
Lineage: Eukaryota; Fungi; Ascomycota; Saccharomycetes; Saccharomycetales; Saccharomycetaceae
Source: the annotation of a GenBank genome assembly